Molecule: messenger RNA, 564 nt
Organism: Meleagris gallopavo (turkey)
Lineage: Eukaryota; Metazoa; Chordata; Aves; Galliformes; Phasianidae
Source: RefSeq, a predicted model, not a curated record
AUGCUUGUUUGUGGCGAGAGGGGGGCUACCAUCACAUGCGUAGAGAGGAGCUGUGAACGAAGCUUCCAUUUGCCCUGCGCCACGGACGGGGAAUGUGUCACCCACUUUUUUGGGAACCACUGGACCUUCUGUUGGGAGCACCGCCCUCAGCAGGACACUCACGAAGCUCCACCAGAAGGCACCAACUGCCUCAUCUGCCUUGAGCCUGUGGAGGACAGCUUGUCCUAUCACACCCUGGUGUGCCCAGCGUGCCAACAUGCCUGGUUCCACCGGGGCUGCAUCCAGCAACAGGCCGUGAGUGCUGGCGCUUUGUGGUUCCACUGUGCCGCUUGUCGAGACAACAUCCUGUUCUUUGCAGAAAUGGCCAUUCUGGGGAUCCAAAUCCCAUACAGGUUGGUGUCCUUCUGCCCAGUUCGGCUGACAGUAAGGCUGUCGUGCAGAGCCUGCCCAGGGACAGCCUUGGCAGGCCUGGCCCUUGGAUGUUCUAUGAGCACGUGCCCUAGCUUCACAGAGAACCUGGAAGUAGAGUUGGGGUGGAUAUGUUUGGAUAACCUUGGAUCUUAU